UCGCAGCAACAAAUCUCUUGUUUGAUUCACCUUUUUUACCUUAUCUUUUUCAAAAGUAAAGCAAAAAUAUGGCACCUAAAGCAGAGAAGAAACCGGCGGAGAAGAAGCCCGCCGAGGAGAAGAAGUCGGUAGCAGAGAAGGCUCCGGCAGAGAAGAAGCCGAAGGCUGGCAAGAAGCUGCCGAAGGAGGGCGGCGCCGCCGCUGGCGAUAAGAAGAAGAAGCGGACGAAGAAGAGCACGGAGACUUACAAGAUCUACAUCUUUAAGGUCUUGAAGCAGGUCCAUCCAGACAUCGGGAUAUCGAGCAAGGCCAUGGGGAUCAUGAACAGCUUCAUCAAUGAUAUCUUCGAGAAGCUUGCUCAGGAGGCGUCUAGGCUUGCCAGGUACAACAAGAAGCCGACGAUUACGUCUCGGGAGAUCCAGACUGCCGUGAGACUUGUGCUUCCUGGAGAGCUCGCGAAGCAUGCCGUGUCUGAGGGGACCAAGGCCGUGACGAAGUUCACCUCAUCUUGAUCUGCUGUCGAUUAGAAUCUGGCUUUGUGUAUUUAGGGUUAGGGUUUCAGUAGACUAUCAAUUUGUGGCUUUUAUGUGGUUAUUUCUGAGAAAAUCAAACUUUGGUUGUAUGUGAAGAAUAUCUGUCUGAUCUAAAUGUAAACCUUGCUAGCAAUCCAUGGAAUUGAAUAGUAUUACGACUACACAUUUUCUA
Messenger RNA from Rubroshorea leprosula, 705 nucleotides. NCBI's taxonomy places the organism in Eukaryota, Viridiplantae, Streptophyta, Magnoliopsida, Malvales, Dipterocarpaceae. The record is from the annotation of a GenBank genome assembly.